AAAAUCUUCGAGAAUUUUAGAGGCGGGAAUUUUCUUCUGAUUCGAGAACCAUGGGAGGCGGGAUAUAGAAGCGCCCAGGAAUGCUCCAUUGAUGGAUUCUGAGGAAGAAUCUGCGACAAAACGGAUGAAAACGCCGGAAGAAACCAUGGAAGAGGAAGCAGAUCUGGAAAGGGUAAUAGUAGAGGAGACUGCGCAUGCAGUGAAAGGAUCCGAGGAGAUGGAGAACAGCAUCAAUCUUAUUCUUCAGAGGAUGGAAGGCUUCACAUUUAAGGUCUCUGAGCUUUUAGAAGCAGGGCGUACUCUAUUCAGACAACUAAGCACCCAAUUUGAGGAGCGGAUAAUCUCAAUUCAUCAAAACCAGAUUGAAAUAUGGCAAGAAGAGAUCAAAGAGCUACGUGUUCUUGAUGCAGCCAAUGAGGAAGCAAGUGGUCGUCUUCAUGGCGCUCAGUGCCUUCUUCACAGUGCAGGUAUAAACUCUUGAUACUAUCAUGCUCAUGUGUAUCUCACACUGUACUUCGACACGCAAACAUUCGCGAAAAGGAGAGAUCAGUUUCUUCUGGUGAAGAUUUUGAAUGGGAUAUACAGUUGGUUGUUAAGAGGGGUAACUGGGCCUCUCAAUGACUGUUCAAGUGGGUGUAUGGGUGUAGAUUAAUAGAUCACAAUCUUCAUGUUUUUGCCUUUAAGCCAUGAAUGAAUGAGUGUAUAUGAUUCAUGUGACCAUAGAAUGAUAGAAACCUAUCGCCAUAGGUGUCGUGCCAUCCAAUCAAUGCGGAUGGACAGUGAUAGGGAGAGGGGGACCUCCCCCUCAGGUCAUUUCAUGUUCAGAUGGAUCCCACACUGUCUACAUUGCUGUCCAUCUGUUAAUUGGAUGGUGAUGACA
This is a messenger RNA of Amborella trichopoda, 880 nucleotides long. Its product is annotated as knotted 1-binding protein. NCBI's taxonomy places the organism in Eukaryota, Viridiplantae, Streptophyta, Magnoliopsida, Amborellales, Amborellaceae. The record is from RefSeq and is a predicted model, not a curated record.